UUUUGUUAAGAUAACAUUUGUGAUUUAAACAAACCAUGUCCGGAAAAACAAUACGAAAACACGUAUUGUAUGAAUCUUCAUUAUCCGGAACCCCAGAGAAUAAUGUCGAACGGGAACGUGCGGUUCGGAAAAAUUUCAACAAAAACGUACACUACUCUACAUCGGGUUUGAAGAAAGAACCAAACGUUUACAAUGAAUUAAGUACUAAAGAGCACAAAAAUAUUAUCUCUGCUACAAUAUCACCACCACAAAAUCCCAAUGAAUUAACAAAGAAAAAAGAAUACGGGAAUAUUAAAAACAAUAGAAAUCGUGCACGACAGGACCUGGAAAUAAUGAAAAUAUUUACAUCGCCGGAAUGGUCGAGAAAAACAUUUCAAAAAACCACCAACUCUAUAGUAAACUCAAUAAUUAUUAACGACACUAGUAAUCCGUUAGUUCAUACGAAGUCGGAAAACGCAUGGAGCAAGACUUAUAAUGAAGCAGAAUCGAUGGAAGAUCCUAUACAAGAAAUCACCGACCAAGAGACCGAAGAAACCGAUGACGCCGGGGAACAAAAAAUCGUCCUCAUCCCCGAAGAAUCGUUUCACAGUGUCCGACAAUUUCCAGAAGCAGAAGAGAAAGUAUUAGAAAACAAUCUACGGGAAAGCAUAACUGAAAGCAUAGUAGAGAACCGAAAUAGUAUCGAAUCGUUCGAGGUAUCCAGUUUCAAUAGUAAAGUCGCUGAGCACGAAUACGACGUGUCUUUCGAAGCACCGGAAGACAAUAUUAUUAUGGAAAGCGAUUCUGGACCUCUGCCAUCGUAUAUCACCCCUGAUGUCGAAAUGCCAGAAAAAACAUUAAAAGAAAUAGUUGAUGAGAGCUGCUAUGGUUCCAAUGAAGUUGAGGAAAAUGAAAAUCAAGUCGAGGACCAGUGCUAUAUUUUUGAAGAAUGUUGCGAAGAACAAGAAUGUAGAAGCAGUGAAGAGACUUCGCCGGAGCAUGACUCCACGGUGUCCACUCCCCACUUGUCGUCCGACGAAAUACUUGAAGACGAGGCUCUGAUGCAGUUUUUUAACUUCGAUAAUUUUAGUGACAGCUACGGUUCUGAAAUAGUUGAUCCGUCGCCCACGGGGUCAUUAAACACUGAUGUCAUGACUCGAAUAAUUCGUCAAAACAAAUCACUUUUGAAUUAUCUAGGUAACUACAUGACUGAAAAGCAAAUGAGUAAUGAGUCGGCAUUCACAGAAGCCAUGAAUCUGAUAUUCGAAGAAACCAAAGAAUCGCUGGGAACACUUUUGGUCGAGGGCUUGUACAUCGUGUCAAAGAGACACCGUCAGGACCCGUUUAGAUUCUUAGGUAAGUGGUUGUUGAUUCAAGCUGAUAUCAGAGACGAGAACCACGCCAAAGAAGAGUCCAUGUCGAGUUUUAGUAUGGAACAGUUAACACAAAACUUUUGAGACCGCUAACAAAGUUCUAUUAUAAUUAUACACAGUAACGUCAGUUAUGAGACACAGACUGUCAUAAUAUUUUAAUUAAAUAAAUAAAUACAGCAUGUACCAGUUGUAGUUCCUACUACAAUGUUGUAUAGUCUAGCAAUUUAAACUUUUUGAAAAAUGGCUCACAUUUUAAUUUAAAAGCACAAACCGAAUACGAGAUACAAGAUUUUAA
Myzus persicae (green peach aphid) is the source of this 1647-nucleotide messenger RNA. RefSeq lists its product as uncharacterized. Lineage: Eukaryota; Metazoa; Arthropoda; Insecta; Hemiptera; Aphididae. The record is from RefSeq and is a predicted model, not a curated record. The transcript is spliced from 4 exons. The coding region runs from base 36 to 1436 and encodes 466 amino acids.